This is a messenger RNA of Dentiscutata erythropus, 364 nucleotides long. The record is from the annotation of a GenBank genome assembly. NCBI's taxonomy places the organism in Eukaryota, Fungi, Glomeromycota, Glomeromycetes, Diversisporales, Gigasporaceae.
AUGUCCAUUAAGCUAGAAAAAUCUCGAUCCAAGCUAACUAAUUUUUUACCAGAUCAAGCUGAAUUAGUACAACAAAGACUACAAGUUAUUUUACAACCAUACUACUCUAUUAUUAACAAUGACAAUCAAGAUUCAUCUACUAAAGUUUUAGCAUCUUCUAGGUUCUACUUUGAAAAUAUCAAAGUAUGUUAUCAACAAAAUCAACCACCAAAAACUCCAUUAGAAAAAUUAAAUAAUUAUCUAGAACUCCCUCCAGAGGAAAAUACUGAUUCAUUGACAUGGGGAAAAACAUAUCAAAAAAGAUAUCCAAUUCUGUCAGAGCUCACAAAGAACUAUCUUACUAUUCAGGCAACUAGUGUUCCUU